Nylanderia fulva is the source of this 2442-nucleotide messenger RNA. Lineage: Eukaryota; Metazoa; Arthropoda; Insecta; Hymenoptera; Formicidae. The record is from RefSeq and is a predicted model, not a curated record.
AUGAGAGAUCCGGACAGAUUCACCGUCGUUGCGUUGAAAGAGUUGUUGGCGGCACGCGGACUGUCCACUGCGGGCACCAAAGCGGAGUUGAUCGCGCGGUUAAUGGAGGACGAUCCGUCGGGGGCGUGGAUGGACGGACAGGACGAGUGUGGUGACGGCGGUGAGGAUUCGCAGCAGCGAGAGGUGGCCGGUGCAGCGAGUGCACAAUCGGCAUCGAGUCGACAGCAGCGAGAGGCAGCUGGUGCGGCGAGUGCACAACCAGCAUCGAGUCGGCAGCAACGAGAGGUCGAGCUGCAUAAGAGGGAGAGAGAGUUGGCGGAACGAGAGUUGGCGGAACGAGAGUUGGCGGAACGAGAGUUGGCGGUAGCGCGUUUGGAGCUGGAGGUAAUGCGCAAAAAGAUGCAAGCCGAGCAGACUAUAGGGGGCGAGCGACGGCAAUCGACGCGUGUGGCUGCGGCGAUCGAGCGGGAGCAGGUGCGGGCAAUGGCGACGGGGAGCAGCGGCGGUAGCGACGAUAUUCCGGCCCCGUUGGUUCAAACGCGAACGAACAUAACGGCGAUUGCGGAUCUGCUGAGUGUUUUCGAUGGUAAAUCCAGCCAUUAUGAGACGUGGGAGAAGCAGAUAAAGCAGCUUAGGUCGACGUACCGAUUGGAGGACGUUGCGAAAAUUCUCAUCGGCAUGCGACUAAAGGGAAGAGCGCACGAGUGGUUGCAUUCCAGGGCGGAACACAUCACGAUGACAUUCGACCAUCUUCUGGAUGAGUUAAGAGCUAUGUUCUUUAGGCGGCAGAGCAAAGUGACAACGCGGAAAAAAUUUGAGGAGCGAGUGUGGAGGAAGGGCGAAACGUUCCAGGAAUAUUUCCAUGAAAAGAUUAUCUUGGGCAACCAUGUGUCAAUUGAGGAGGAUGAAAUGCUAGAGUACCUGAUCGAGGGGAUUCCAGACGAGAGACUAAAAGAUCAAGCACGCAUCCAGCGAUUUGCAGCGGCGGAUGGACUAUUGGAGGCAUUCGAGAGGGUGACCCUCCGAGACCGAGGUAUAUCCAACGCAUCAAGGUCAACGAGAACAGAGAAGCGAGUCAGCGACCAGGGAAGAAGUGAGCGAAGAGAAACCGCAAACGGUAGCGAGAAUAGGAGGUUCGCGGGUAAAAUCGCGUAUUGUUUUAAUUGUGGCGAACGUGAUCAUUUAGGCAUAAAUUGUCCGACUAAAGAACAAGGCGCUAAGUGCUUUCAAUGCGGAAAGCGGAGGCAUAUCGCGUCGAGUUUGAUCCACGCGGACGAUUACAUCAAGCUCGGUUCUCCGUGUUUGCGAUGUAGCAGGCUGUUAUUCGAUGGCGUAGGUUCAAAUAAUAACACAACAUUGGGAAAAUUCCAAGCCAAGCUCAGAGUUGAAGGACAUUCAUAUUCGGUUUGUAUACAUGUCGUGUCAGAUACGAUGCUUCGACACAAAUUAUUACUGGGAACGGAUUUCUUAAAUUUGACCGAUGUUAAUAUCAGGGGCGGCGAUAUGACUAUCCGUCCGUUGGCACAGAUAACGCGCAAAGAGUCUGGGGCGGUGAGCGAUGUGGCGGGAUGUGAGAGUACGCGCGACGUGGUGAGGCGCGCGAGCGUCGAGUCGGAGGUGGCGAGCGAUGUGGCAGGAUGCGAGAAUAUGCCAGAGAUACUUAAGAUAGAUGUAAUUCGCGACGAAACGUGCAAAGCGAGUCACGUAAAUGUUUCGCAUGUCGAGGACUCUCAGCGGAGAAAAGCGAUAGAAAAAUUAAUAAAUAAUUACAAGUCAGACAGAACCGGUGAGGCUGAGGUAACAAUGAAACUCGUGCUUAGGGAUGAGGAGCCGGUGCAUCAGUCGGCAAAGCGCUUAUCGGCGUUCGAGAGAACAGUAGUUAACGCGCAAAUCGAUCGAUAUCCGCUGCCAUUGAUCGAGGACCAGCUGGAUAUGUUGAAGGGCGCGCGUGUUUUUAGUACGCUCGAUCUGACGAACGGUUUCUUCCAUGUACGGGUGAACGAAUCGAGUCGGAAGUAUACGGCAUUUAUUGUGCCCAAUGGCCAUUACGAAUUUUUACGAGUUCCUUUUGGUCUCUGUAAUUCGCCGGCGGUGUUCCAGAGAUAUGUGAAUACAGUAUUUAGAGAUCUCAUACGGGAAAGGAUAGUUUUGGCAUAUAUGGACGACUUGAUUAUACCAUCCAGCGAUGUCGAGAGUGGCAUUAGAAAUCUGGAAAGAGUGUUGGUAACGGCAAGCGAGACAGGUCUGAUGAUCAAUUGCAGUAAGUGUUGCUUUUUGGAGACCACCGUUGAGUUUUUGGGUCACGUGAUUUGUAACGGAUGCGUUCGUUUGUCGGAUCGUAAGACUGAGGCGGUGCGACGUUUUCCAUGUCCUGCGAGCGCAAAACAAGUGCAAAGUUUUCUUGGUUUGAGCGGGUAUUUCCGUAAAUUUAUCGAAUGUUGA